AUGGAGAAGUACGAGCUGGUUAAAGACAUAGGUUCUGGGAAUUUCGGAGUGGCGAGACUCAUGAGGGUCAAAAACUCCAAGGAACUCGUUGCUAUGAAGUACAUCGAGCGUGGCCCAAAGAUUGAUGAGAACGUGGCGAGAGAGAUUAUUAACCACAGAUCACUGCGCCAUCCGAAUAUAAUCCGGUUUAAGGAAGUGGUUUUGACACCAACACAUAUCGCCAUUGCCAUGGAAUACGCUGCUGGUGGUGAGCUAUUCGAGCGUAUAUGUAGCGCUGGAAGAUUUAGUGAGGAUGAGGCGAGGUACUUUUUCCAGCAGCUCAUAUCAGGAGUUAGCUAUUGCCAUGCUAUGCAAAUAUGCCACAGAGAUCUGAAGCUCGAAAACACCCUCUUGGAUGGAAGUCCUGCUCCACGUCUGAAAAUCUGCGAUUUUGGUUAUUCCAAGUCCUCUCUGCUUCACUCUAGGCCCAAAUCAACUGUUGGGACACCAGCAUAUAUUGCACCUGAGGUUCUUUCUCGCAGAGAAUAUGAUGGCAAGAUGGCUGAUGUGUGGUCUUGUGGUGUGACUCUCUAUGUGAUGCUGGUUGGGGCAUACCCAUUUGAAGACCAAGAAGAUCCCAAAAACUUCAGAAAAACAAUACAAAGAAUAAUGGGUGUCCAGUACAAGAUCCCAGACUAUGUCCAUAUCUCACAGGACUGCAAACAUCUCCUCUCCCGUAUAUUUGUCGCCAACUCAAUCAAGAGGAUUACGAUAGCUGAAAUCAAGAAACAUCCAUGGUUCUUAAAGAACCUGCCGAGAGAACUUACAGAGACGGCUCAAGCUGCGUACUUCAGGAAGGAGAACCCUACGUUCUCUCUGCAGAGCGUGGAAGAGAUCAUGAAGAUUGUGGAGGAGGCGAAAACGCCACCGCCUGUUUCUCGUUCUGUUGGAGCGUUUGGGUGGGGAGGAGAAGAAGAUGCAGAGGAAGAGGUUGAGGAAGUAGAAGAAGAAGAAGAAGAAGUAGAGGAAGACGAAGAAGAUGUGUAUGAUAAGACGGUGAAGCAAGUGCAUGCUAGUGGUGAAGUCCGAGCUUGGAGUGCUCUUACAAAUCUCUCAACAGAUAAUAACUACCUGAGACCUGGCAUUACUCCUGCAGUUGAUUAUAGCGGCACUAAUUGUUCAUCUUCUACGAGAGGAAGAUCCACUGUUAAAGUUACACCAAACGCCGAUGGACCUUUGUACGCAUCCAAUCAUCAAGAGCAUAGUCAAAAGAGUGUUACAGGAACUACACGAUCUUUUGACCGUUUCUCCUCCUCUUCCCCAGCUGCUGGGAAGGUUCCGGGGGUAAAUGAUGAGGUUGGAGGUUGUAAAUAUACAAAUGGUACGGAAAUAGUACCAAUGAGAAACUCUGCAGUCCCAGCUAGGCAGGUGGAACCUAGGGAAGCUAGUCUUGGUGUGAUUGAUGAUGAUGACAUGCUCAAGUAUACUGACGUAGACGAAAUUGUGAUGGAAAUGGAACACUACCAGUCAACGUGUACCUCCCAACCAUCAGUAUCUGAGUUUCCACAAAGAGCUCCAUCUGGUAAUAUAUUUGCUUCCAGAGGAGAAGAAGAGCCAUGUUUGCCUCCUGAAUUAUGUUCCAACUGUAGUCAUGGAAUUAAGCUAGGGCUCUGUCUUGAAGCUUCCAGCCAUGUGGAACAAAUGAAGGACGCACUGCUUGCAAUUUCAAAUGAACUACUUGACGAUUCUGCUGACCUGAGCCCUGAUUAUUUUCAACAAAUUUGUCAAGAGAGGUUACUGUUGAUAAAGCAAAUCCAGCAGCUCGAGACCAUUAUCCAAACUAAAGCAAGGAAAAAGUCAUCUACACCUACUCAUAAUUUUCAGUACGAAACACCUCAAACAACAAAUCGUACGAUGGAUAAUGCGCAAACAGAUUCUAGAACCGGCAGCUACGUAACUGAUAACUUGGAUAUGCCAAGAGACUAUUUAUCUUCUGAAGAUCGGUCUGGUCUUUCAUAUGAUCCUGUAGUGAGGGAACGAUAUGUUCCCAAGAUAAUAGAUGUCACUUAUACCGAUGGUUCAAAUGACAAAAAGUGGAGCAGUCGUGACUUUCCUUGGACGAAAAAUCUGGAGGUAAAUAACAAAAGAGUGUUUGGAAACCACUCAUUUCGACCCAACCAAAGAGAAAUCAUCAAUGCUACAAUGAGCGGUUGUGAUGUUUUUGUUUUGAUGCCAACUGGAGGAGGGAAAAGUUUGACAUAUCAGCUCCCCGCUCUGAUCUCUGCAGGAAUAACACUAGUCAUUUCUCCACUUAUUUCACUCAUUCAAGACCAGAUAAUGAACUUAUUGCAGACCAAUAUACAUGCUGCUUCCUUAAGUGCCGGAAUGGAUUGGGGUGAACAACUAGAGAUACUUCGGGAGAUGAGCUCUGAGAAUUCUAAAUACAGAUUACUCUAUGUGACACCGGAAAAAGUGGCAAAAAGUGAUUCCCUUUUAAGGCACCUUGAAAGUUUAAACUCCCAUAGUUUGCUUGCUCGAUUUGUAAUUGAUGAAGCUCAUUGUGUGAGUCAGUGGGGGCAUGACUUUCGACCAGACUACCAGGGUCUUGGUGUUCUGAAGAAGAAGUUUCCUAACAUUCCCAUGUUAGCUUUAACAGCUACUGCAACAGCAAGCGUGAAAGAAGAUGUUGUGCAAGCUCUUGGCUUUGUUAACUGUGCUGUUUUCCGGCAAAGUUUUAAUCGUCCAAAUCUAUGGUACUCUGUUGUUCCCAAGACAAAGAACUGCUUGGAAGAUAUUAACAAGUUUAUCAAGGAGAACCAUUUUGAUGAGUCUGGCAUCGUUUAUUGUCUUUCUAGAAUGGACUGCGAAAAAGUCGCUGAAACUUUGCAGGGUUUUGGCCAUAAAGCAGCCUUCUACCAUGGCAGUAUGGAUCCUGGUCAACGUGCCUAUGUACAGAAACAAUGGAGCAAGGAUGAAAUCAAUAUAAUAUGUGCUACAGUGGCAUUUGGAAUGGGAAUCAAUAAGCCUGAUGUUCGCUUUGUAAUUCAUCACUCUCUUCCAAAGUCCAUAGAAGGCUAUCAUCAGGAAUGUGGUCGUGCUGGUAGGGACGGGCAGAGGUCAUCAUGUGUGUUGUAUUACAGUUAUAGUGAUUAUAUACGAGUGAAGAGUAUGAUUAGUCAAGGAGGACUUAGCCAAGGCCCCAUGAAAACGGGAUAUAACCGUGUAGCAAGUUCUGGGAAGAUACUCGAAACCAACACAGAAAAUCUUCUCCGCAUGGUUAGUUACUGUGAAAAUGAAGUGGAAUGUCGACGUUUCUUACAGCUAGUUCAUUUGGGAGAAAAAUUCGAUUCGAUAAACUGCAAGAAAACAUGUGAUAAUUGCUCCAGCAGCAAAACUUUGAUUGACAAAGAUGUGACUUUGAUCGCAAGGCAACUGGUUCAACUGGUGGAGCUAACAGUAGAAAGGUUUUCUUCAGCUCAUAUUAUAGAAGUCUACAGAGGAUCUUUAAACCAGGCGGUCAAGAAAAACAGACAUGACUCUUUGCACCUCCAUGGAGCUGGAAAGCAUUUAUCUAAAAGCGAAGCCUCUCGUAUCUUGCACUAUCUCGUGACACAGGAAAUUCUGGAAGAGGUUGUUAAAAAAAGUGAUGUGUAUGGAUCUGUUUCGUCGUUGUUGAAGGUGAAUAGAUCAAAAGCUGCUUCACUCCUCUCUGGAGGCCAGACUAUAACGAUGAGAUUUCCUUCGGCUGUAAAAGUGUUAAAGCCGAGCAAAUCAGUAGCAACCUCAGGAAAAGCUCCACUAAAGCAAACUACUCUUCAAAUGGCAAAUGCUCCCCCACAAAAUUUGAUUUUCUCCGAUAUCAUGCUUAAAGCCUUGAGAAAGCUUCGUACCGAUAUUAUCAAGGAAAGCUCAGAUUUAACCAUGUCAUACCAUAUAUUCGGCAAUGCGACGCUUAAGCAGAUAAGUAAAAGACUUCCGAGAACUAAAAAGGAACUACUCGAUAUCAGUGGUCUUGGAAAAGCCAAGGUGGUCAAGUACGGUGAUCGGUUAUUGGAAACCAUAGAGUCAACCAUCAAUGAACACUGUAAAACUGGUAAGAACGAGAGUUUCAGUUUAGGGAAGAGGAGAAGAGACGAGAACAGUUGUCCAAAUCUAGCAGAUGAUUACGAUGAUGAUGAUGAUGAUCCGGAUUGGAGUUUGAGUCAGUCCCAUAAAAAGGCAUUGAAGAACAAGUAG
This is a messenger RNA of Microthlaspi erraticum, 4215 nucleotides long. NCBI's taxonomy places the organism in Eukaryota, Viridiplantae, Streptophyta, Magnoliopsida, Brassicales, Brassicaceae. The record is from the annotation of a GenBank genome assembly.